CGUGAUCCCUCUUGUGUCUCCUGGCGAGCUCUUCAUACCAUCUUCGAGCGCGAUUUGGCGAUGGCGGCGGCGCAGGUGGUCGCGAAGGGGAGCGUGGUGUCGCCGUGCGGCAAUCGAGCGGUGCCGGGCCUCUUGGGCAGGCGGAGGGAUGCCGUGGCGGCGCAGAUGACGCCGUCGGCGGUGCGGAUCGGGGGCUCCUGGAGGAAGAACGCGUUUCCUGGCGUGAGGCUAGCCUUGGGGACGAGGAGAUCCAGGCCCGCGUCCCGGAGUUUCUCCGCCUCGCCGGUGCAGAUGAACAUGAACCUUGCGAUUGGGAAAUCAAUGAGGUGGUGGGAGAAGGGGUUGCAGCCCAACAUGCGUGAGAUCGAGUCCGCCCAAGACCUUGUAGAUUCCUUAACCAACGCCGGCGAGAGGCUCGUCGUCGUCGACUUCUUCUCCCCUGGCUGCGGCGGCUGCCGUGCUCUUCACCCGAAGAUUUGCCAAUUUGCGGAGCGGAACCCUGAUGUGCUGUUCUUGCAAGUGAACUACGAGGAGCACAAGUCUAUGUGCUACAGCCUUCGUGUCCAUGUGCUACCCUUCUUCAGAUUCUACAGAGGAGCACAGGGACGACUCUGCAGCUUCAGCUGUACAAACGCAACUAUUAAGAAGUUCAAGGAUGCACUUGCGAAGCACAAGCCAGAUAGAUGUACCUUUGGCCCAACCAGGGGGCUAGACGAAUCGGAGUUAUUAGCCUUGGCAGCAAACAAGGAACUCCAGUUCACCUACACCAGGGAGCCAGAACUGACUCCCAUGGGAGAUACCCCCGGGGAGGUCAUUGCUCCCGAGCCCGCAAAGCUUCCUGCCGCUACGAAGCCUUUGGUCAAGCUGGGGUCGGAGGAAAGGUCAUUGGUCUCUCCAGGAAGAUGAGACGGUCCGAUGCUUCCGUUCUGUAUAGUUCCAUGGUUCUUGAUGUGUACAGGUUGUAGCUUCUCAUGGUAGCAGAGUGCAGGCUAAGGUUUUUUACAUGUGAAGCCUGCCCACCUGUCGUCCCGUAGUUUGGCUCGGUUGUACUAGCAGGUAGCAAUAAGUGGUGCUGUGGAGCUAUGUCUUAGGGAAAUCGUAUGGUAGUUGCAUCGAUGAUUGGUCUGCAUGCUCUUGUUUCAUUUUUCCUUAAGCCUCAGGAUAUGGGCAUGGGUGCCUGUCGCAAAACUGAAUAAUCAAUCGUGCUUUAUGUUGUGCUAGGCAUUGUGGUGCUUGGAGAUCAUUGUUGUGUUAAUAUUUGAGUUUGUGACUAGUUUUCUGCCUUGGCCUUCGGGGCAUGGAACGGGAGGAACUGGUGGAGAUAUGCUUAAUUGCUAGCAAGAGUUUGGGGCUCGAACUCU
This is a messenger RNA of Zea mays, 1361 nucleotides long. RefSeq names its product putative thioredoxin superfamily protein. Gene Ontology annotation, cellular component: chloroplast. Bases 61 to 906 code for a protein of 281 amino acids. Gene Ontology annotation, biological process: cell redox homeostasis. The transcript is spliced from 4 exons. Lineage: Eukaryota; Viridiplantae; Streptophyta; Magnoliopsida; Poales; Poaceae. The record is from RefSeq and is marked provisional.